Melospiza georgiana is the source of this 6610-nucleotide messenger RNA. Its product is annotated as hexokinase-2. Gene Ontology annotation, cellular component: cytosol; mitochondrion. Gene Ontology annotation, biological process: glucose 6-phosphate metabolic process; glycolytic process; intracellular glucose homeostasis. Gene Ontology annotation, molecular function: D-glucose binding; glucokinase activity; fructokinase activity. NCBI's taxonomy places the organism in Eukaryota, Metazoa, Chordata, Aves, Passeriformes, Passerellidae. The record is from RefSeq and is a predicted model, not a curated record. Bases 20 to 2773 code for a protein of 917 amino acids. The transcript is spliced from 18 exons.
GAGCCGAGCCGCUCCCGCCAUGAUCGCAUCGCACCUCCUCGCUUACUUCUUCACCGAGCUCAACCAUGACCAGGCGCAGAAGGUGGACAAGUACCUGUACCACAUGCGGCUCUCGGACGAGACCCUGCUGGAGGUGUCGCAGCGCUUCGAGAAGGAGAUGGAGAAGGGGCUGGGGGCAGACACCAACCCCACGGCCUCCGUGAAGAUGCUGCCCACCUUCGUGAGGUCCACGCCGGACGGGACAGAGGACGGCGAUUUCCUGGCCCUGGACCUGGGCGGCACCAAUUUCCGCGUGCUGCGCGUGAAGGUGUCGGACAACGGGCUGCGCAAGGUGGAGAUGGAGAACCAGAUCUACGCCAUCCCCGAGGAGCUGAUGAGGGGCAGCGGGGUCCAGCUUUUUGACCACAUCGCUGAGUGUUUGGCCAACUUCCUGGACAAGCUGCAGAUCAAGGACAAGAAGCUGCCCCUGGGCUUCACGUUCUCCUUCCCGUGUCACCAGACCAAGCUGGACGAGAGCAUCCUCGUGACGUGGACCAAGGGGUUCAAGUGCAGCAGCGUGGAGGGCAGGGACGUGGUGUCCCUGCUGCGCAAGUCCAUCAAGAAAAGAGGGGACUUUGACAUCGACAUCGUGGCCGUGGUGAACGACACCGUGGGCACCAUGAUGACCUGUGGCUACGAUGACCAGAACUGUGAAGUUGGCCUCAUUGUUGGAACUGGAACCAACGCCUGCUACAUGGAGGAGAUGAGGCACAUCGACCUGGUGGAGGGGGACGAGGGCAGGAUGUGCAUCAACAUGGAGUGGGGAGCCUUUGGUGACGACGGGGUGCUCAACGACAUCCGCACCGAGUUCGACCGCGAGAUCGACAUGGGCUCGCUCAACCCUGGCAAACAAUUGUUUGAGAAGAUGAUCAGCGGGAUGUACAUGGGCGAGCUGGUCAGGCUCAUCCUGGUGAAGAUGGCCAAGGACGGGCUGCUCUUCGGGGGAAGGCUCACGCCAGACCUGCUCACCAGGGGCCACUUUGAGACCAGAUUCGUGUCUGCCAUUGAGAAGGAGAAGGAGGGGCUGCAGAAAGCCCACGAGAUCCUGAGCAAGCUGGGGCUGGAGCCGUCGCACGAGGACUGCGUGGCCACGCUGCGCAUCUGCCAGAUCGUGUCCACGCGCUCGGCCGCGCUCUGCGGGGCCACGCUGGCCGCCGUGCUGCGCCGCAUCCGCGACAACAAGGGCGGCGACCGGCUGCGCUCCACCGUGGGCGUGGAUGGAUCUGUGUACAAGAAACACCCUCACUUUGCCCGCCGCCUGCACAAGACCGUGCGGAAGCUGCUGCCCGACUGCGAGAUCCGCUUCAUCCGCUCCGAGGACGGCAGCGGCAAAGGCGCGGCCAUGGUGACGGCCGUGGCCUACAGGCUGGCUGCUCAGCACCAGGCCCGCCAGAAGAUCCUGGAGCCCCUCAAGCUGAGCCACGAGCAGCUGCUGGAGGUGAAGGAGAGGAUGAGGAUGGAGAUGGAGAAAGGGCUGGGCAAGGAGACGCACGAGGAGGCGACAGUGAAGAUGCUGCCCACCUAUGUGUGCUCCACUCCUGAUGGAACAGAAAAGGGAGAUUUCCUGGCCCUGGACCUGGGAGGAACCAACUUCCGCGUGCUGCUGGUGCGCGUCAGGAACGGGAUGCGGCGCGGGGUGGAGAUGCACAACAAGAUCUACUCCAUCCCCGUGGAGAUCAUGCAGGGCACGGGAGAGGAGCUCUUUGACCACAUCGUGCACUGCAUCUCUGACUUCCUGGAGUACAUGGGGAUGAAGGGCGUGUCGCUGCCGCUGGGCUUCACCUUCUCCUUCCCUUGCCAGCAGAACAACCUGGACGAGGGAAUCCUCCUCAAGUGGACAAAAGGCUUCAAGGCGACGGGCUGCGAGGGAGAGGACGUGGUGGGGCUGCUGAAGGAGGCCAUUCACAGGAGAGAGGAAUUCGACCUGGACGUGGUGGCAGUGGUCAACGACACCGUGGGCACCAUGAUGACCUGUGGCUACGAGGAUCCCUACUGUGAAGUUGGGCUGAUUGUCGGCACGGGCAGCAACGCCUGCUACAUGGAGGAGAUGAGGAACGUGGAGCUGGUGGAAGGGGACGAGGGCAGGAUGUGUGUGAACAUGGAGUGGGGCGCCUUUGGGGACAGCGGCUGCCUGGAUGACAUCCGCACCGAGUUCGACGUGGCCGUGGAUGAGCUGUCCCUCAACCCUGGCAAGCAGAGGUAUGAGAAGAUGAUCAGUGGGAUGUACCUGGGGGAAAUCGUCCGCAACAUCCUGAUGGACUUCACCAAGAAAGGGCUGCUCUUCCGGGGACGCAUCUCGGAGAGGCUGAAGACCAGAGGGAUCUUUGAGACCAAGUUCCUGUCCCAGAUAGAGAGCGACUGCCUGGCCCUGCUGCAGGUGCGCUCCAUCCUGCAGCACCUGGGCCUGGAGUCCACGUGCGACGACAGCAUCAUCGUCAAGGAGGUGUGCACGGUGGUGGCGCGGCGCGCGGCCCAGCUCUGCGGCGCCGGCAUGGCCGCCGUGGUGGACAAGAUCCGCGAGAACCGCGGCCUGGACUUCCUCAAGGUCACCGUGGGCGUGGACGGGACGCUCUACAAGCUGCACCCGCACUUCUCCACGGUGCUGCAGGAGACAGUGAAGGAGCUGUCCCCCAAGUGUGAAGUGACCUUCCUGCAGUCGGAGGACGGCAGCGGCAAGGGCGCCGCGCUGAUCACGGCCGUGGCCUGCCGCAUCCGCGAGGCCGGCCAGCGGUAGAGGCGAGCAGGUUUGCCCCGGAGCUUGGUUCCAGCAGAACAGGACGCGUUUCCUCUCCCAGCCCCUCCCUCCUCCCCCUGCACACACUCACACACCCCCUCCCCUCCAAGCAGACUCGUAGCUUUACUCCUUCUCGGGGCACCACGGCGCGACGGAGACGCCGUGGGCUCCGUACCAAGUGUUGUCGUAGGAGUUUCCUUGCAUGCCAUAAAACCCGCUGUCGAGUAAAGCUCACAGCGCCUUUUGGCUUCUCCCUGCAUUUCCAGGUGGUGCUGGAGCUGUCCCACCUCCGUCACACCCCAGCUCUCCUCCCACCACCGGCCCUCCCCUAGCAGCAGUAGGGAUAACACUCGGAUGAUUCAGACACUGCAUUGUCACUUUAACAGAACCUAUUUAUGUGUGUCGGAGCCGUAGCUGUCCGUGCUGUAGAAGCAAACCUCUAAGAUUGGGCUAAAGACCUCCACUAGUCUUUUACCCUGAUCAAGGCUGUAUUAUUUCCAUGAAAGUCAUGGUAACUCUUAAAGCACAAGGUGCAGAGUUCCACGGGCGUGGCUGUGGCUGCACUGGAGGUACCGCGUACCUCCCUUGGUGAGCGACCCCAGAAAGUUCUGGGGCCAGGCUGCAGGGCCCUCAGCCUUGGAGAACAGUCCCAGAGAAGCUGCAGGGCCUCUCAGCCUUGGAGAACAAUCCCAGAGAGGUUCUGGAGCUCCUCAGCCUUGGAGAACAAUCCCAGAGAAGUUCUGGGGCUCCUCAGCCUUGGUGAGCAAUCCCAGAGAGGUUCUGGGGCUCCUCAGCCUUGGUGAGCAAUCCCCGAGAAGUUCUGGGGCCACAGGGCCCCUCAGCCACCUCAGCAGAGCACGUGCCUGGAAAUAAUGGGGGACUCAGGGUCUGAUCCCGUUUCCUGCCCUCUCCCCAGCCCUGAGUAGUGCAGGACGUGGCGUGUGUAGGUCGUGUUUGCCCCCAGCCCUUCCCUGUGCACGGUGGGCCCCAGAGCCGCGGGUCAGCGUCGCCCCUGCCCAGCCCCAGCCCGUGUCUGCCCUCGGCGUGGAGAGUCUGGUUUGCUUUGUGUCUGUGAAAUAGUUCUGCGGCCGCAGCCUUUAGGUGGCACCUGAUUUGUACACUGUAUAUUUAUGUUUUAAGAGAUCUGAUGUCUUUUUAUGUACAUAGUCUUGGGGGGGGGUUGUAUCACUUAGUUUUAACGUCACCUUUUCAUGUCGUUGAAGAAGAGUACAGAGUAAUUAUUUUCUUUUUUUUUUUUUCUUUGAUCCUGUCAUGUAAUUUUAUUUUUUUUUUAAUUUAAAAUUUUCUUGGGGUAGACUGGAGAAAGAGACCCAAAUACCCGAGGAACUGUUGUACAAGAAGAGGUUUGGGCAUUCUGACUUUACCAGCAGGACAAAAGGGAAAGCAGAAAGCCAGGGCGUGCAGGAUGCUGUGGGCUUCAGGCUGGGUUUAACCUUAGCAGAGGUUUUGUUUUGUGCCCUGGAAUGUCACAUCCCUGGGGAGGUGACACACCCAGGGCCCUGCAGGUCCCCCUGUGCCCGCAGCAUCAUCACCUGUGUGCCCUGGCCCAGUGCAGGGAUCCGUUUUUGCCAGCAGAAAACUCUGGACGAACUAGAAGCUGCAAGUCUCUGCCUCAGUGAGAGGAGGCAGACAGAGGGUGGGGGGGUUUUCUGUAAAUAUUUAGCAGAAGUUAAUGAAAUUUCAGUGAUGUACAAAAAAAAAAAAAAUAUAACUAAUAAACCCCACAAACAGCCCUUCAGAUUGGAGGAUAGAGUUUUGUCUAUUUUUAUGUAUAUUUUUAUACUGCUUGGGGUAACCUCAUUACCAAAAGUCUCUCUUCUGUGUUGGGGGUCAAGUUCAGUAGCACAAUUUUAAAGGAAAAUUACUCUUUUGGGCAUUUUAAAUGCUUAUUUUUUUAUAAGCCUCAAGACGAUUAUAACAAAUAAAACCUGUGUAUAGAAAUGAUGUAAGAAACCAAGUUUAGUGGAAGUUUUAGAAGCUGUCAAAUAAAUCUUUGAAGGAUGAUGCAGAAAUCCUCUAAUCUGGUACCAAGCAGUUUUGUGUGAUUUUUUUUCCUCAGAAAACCAGCAUCAAAAAUCAGAACAGAAAUCUUUUUAGCUGCUGCACUGUGCAGAGUUGCAUUAGUGGCUGUUUUUACUCUUAGCCAGCUGUGCCCCUGCUGAGCUCCAUAGUGUUUUCAUCUGUUAGUGAGUGAAAUUUUACAGCUUUGGGGGCAGAAUGGGAAGGAUGGGGAUCUGAGCAGCCCUGCUUUUGAGCAGGGGAAGGACAGGGUGAGAGGGAAACUGGGGAGCAGGGUCACCACAAUCCCCUCACCUGCUGCAGCUCACAGGGGUGAGGACCUCACCCUUGUGGGUGCUGGUGGUGGAUUUUUGGCUGGGCUUGGUCACAGGGGCAUCCCCUGGCUCUCCAAGGCUCCCCCAAUGCUGGAAAGCUUUUGCUUAGGCUCAGAAUAAGCAGGGUCUGCGAUGUUCCCAAGUCAGAGCAUUACAGGACAGCUCUGGGUGCAGCCCACCCUCCCUGGGGCUGCAGGGGAGUUUGGGGAGCCCCUGGAGGGGUUUGGGGAUCCCUGGAGGGGUUUGGGGAUCCCUGGAGGGGUUUGGGGAUCCCUGGAGGGGUUUGGGAUCCCCAGCCCUGCAGGUGUUGGAUGUCCAGCCCAGAACCUCGCGCCAAAAACGUCGCCAUGGGAUGUUCUGUGAAUGUGUUUAAAAUGAAGAAGGGAAGAUUAAAUCCUAGUUGUUGAUAUGAAGGGAAGAUCAAAUGAUUAUCUGUGGGGACAGACGGACAGACCGCUCAGCCUGGUUUGUCUUCCCUGCAGCAACAAGUGCUGCUUUGUGGGUUUAGGAUGGUUUUGUUGUGCUUGGUUGUUCCCACCUGGAUGCAUUUUCUUUGCCUUCCUGGGGUGCUGGAAUGUUCUCUGGCCGCGCAGGCAGCAGGGAGCGGAGUCUCUGCCCUGCCCUGCCUGGCAACUCUCCCCUCCUUGGUACUUUGGACAGGAUUUUAUUGGGCUUUUAACGUAAAUGUGCAUCUAUACAAACACAAUCAGCAAAUGACCGAGAGCUGCAAGCAGAAUUUGCCUGCUCUGCUGCCUUGCUGGAGCCCAGGGCUGGCAGGGAGAAGCUCGGUGUGGUAUCAGUGGGGCACAGAUCCCUGGCCUGGCAGCAGCUCAGGUGCAGUUUGACCCGAGAUAACUCGGUGCCUCCUCUCCUCUCUUAUCAGGCAAUCCAAACCCAUCUGGCUGUCACAGAGAUAAGGGGGUGAAAGGUCCAAGUGCACAGAGGGGAGAGGUGCAGAACGGUGCCAAGUGCACCGUGCAGGGGCUGUGAGGAGCAAGGUAACAACAGAAUAACCUGGAAUGUGGGGAGCCCUUGCCCCAUUCCCCUCCAGACAAGGAAAACGCCUGUUUUGGGCACAUCAGUCCCUUGCUCUGGCACAAAAAUGGGCACUGAAGGCAAAAAGAGGCAAUUCUUGUUCUCAAGGUAAAUUGGAGAGAGGAAAAUUGUCUCCCUUUGACAUCCCUGACCAGCCUGAAAUCCUUCUGGCCUGAAGCAAAGAAAAUGCACCUGGAUGUGGGCAGGGGAGUCCUAAAGCCAAAGACUGUGUGGCUGCUGGCAGAAACGAGUGCUGUAGAUUCACCUGAUGUUGUUCUCUCUAUUGUGUUUACAAUAUUUAUUUUAGCAAUUGACUGCAACGAUAUUAUAUAUAGGCUUCCUUAUUUUUGUACUUUUCAUACCUGAGUGUGGUGUUGUACUGCUCAGCUCCCCUCGGCCACCACUGCUGCUCCUCAGAGACAAUAAACCAGAGAAAAACAACCACCAG